Messenger RNA from Giardia duodenalis, 801 nucleotides. RefSeq lists its product as uncharacterized. The record is from RefSeq and is a predicted model, not a curated record. Bases 1 to 801 code for a protein of 266 amino acids. The transcript has a single exon. NCBI's taxonomy places the organism in Eukaryota, Fornicata, Diplomonadida, Hexamitidae.
AUGGACAGCACUGCAGAUAAUCUGAUCAUACGCCCAGACCACUUAUCAUCCACGCUGAGUAUUUACGGUCCCUUGAGCCCGAGAUACCCUUCCUCGCCAUCACAGUAUCUUCAGAAACAGAUCCCCAGAGUGUCCUGUGCUGCUGAUACUGCGUGUGCGUCGGUACUGCUGAAGCUUAAGUCCUCUCGGGUCAUUAAGUUGUGGAGCCCUCAGGAGGAGGCCAUGCUCAUUUCCUUUUACGGUUAUUUUCAGAGUAGCUGGAGUCUUUAUCGUCCAUACUUUGACCGUACAGUGUCGUCCAUAAAGAUGAAGUAUCAUAGCAUCUCUAGAAACCGACGUAGUUUGGUCAGGAACGCUGCUACAACUUUCAAACCAGACGAGGAUCGGGUGCAGUGCAGUGGACCAUCCAUACUUAUGACAAACAGACUCGAGGCAAUGAGGUACAUUGAGCGUCUAGAAACCGUGGCUGCAGGUAAUCCUGCGCUAGCUCUUCAAUUGAUGCGCAUCUGUGGAACCUCCGCAGAAUUAGACCAAUUUACACAACAAUUUGCAUGUGAUCUGCAAAGAGCAGAUAUGCACGAGGUCCUCAGCUCAAUACCGCCUCUUCAGUCCGGUGGCGCACCAGCUGGCUUCGGUGCUGGUAUCGCAUAUCGACAGGGGGCCCAGACUGACUUUACUUCUUAUUCUGUCAAUCAGUGCAGCACGUCACCAACAAACUACCCUGUAAUAAGGGAUCCUAGUGUAUCUUUGUUCACAGCUGACUUUCUCUCGAUGGAUUCUGCCUAUAAUCCUGACCUGUGA